This is a messenger RNA of Oncorhynchus masou masou (cherry salmon), 1714 nucleotides long. RefSeq names its product scaffold attachment factor B1-like. The transcript has 4 exons. The record is from RefSeq and is a predicted model, not a curated record. Lineage: Eukaryota; Metazoa; Chordata; Actinopteri; Salmoniformes; Salmonidae. Bases 15 to 854 code for a protein of 279 amino acids.
GGAUACAUGCAGAUAUGGAACGUGUGGUGGAGAUGGCAAAUAACGGUGGUUUCUCCCUCGCCGGCCCCUCCACCACUCCCCGCAAGCGACAGGUGCGAUUCUCCGCCCGCCACGACAUCCUGCUGCUCCGUGAGGUCAUUGCUCAGAACCCGUUCUGUUCCAAGGAGUCGGGUCGUAUCUGGGCCCGUGUCGGGGAGAUCAUCACUGCUGCCCUGCAGGACGAGAGCUUCGAGGUGGACGCCCGGCGUUGCAGGGAGAGGACCAUGCUGCUGCUGGACUACUACAAGAAGCAGGACUUCCCCAGCCUACGCAGGUUUGGGACAGAGAGGCUGUAUGCCCAGAAAGAAGACCUACUCCAUGAGGUGUUGGAGCUGGAGGCAGAGAAGGGUCUUCUGGCCAGCGGAGAGAGUAAGUACCAGGAUGAGGAACUCAGGAAACGAGCCUUGGAAGAGCUGGCUAGUCAACCAGAGCAGGACAAACCCAUCAUUAUCUCCACACAAACAGGACAACCCAAAGUCCCCACGACCCCAGAGCCCGAGGAGCAGCAGGAGAACCUGGCGGAGCUCUCGCUAGUCUCUGCGGCGCCCAUGGCCAAGCAGCCUUGCCAAUGCUGCUGCCAGACCUACUCAGAGAUCCUCAGCUUCCUGGAGAAGCGCUCGGAGGCGGAACAACGACUGCGGGAGGAGGAGUUGUUGCUGAGGAGGGAGGAGCUAGAGAUCCAGAGGAGUAAAAUCACUCUGGAGAGAGAGAGGCUGGGGGCGGAGAGGAAGGAGAGGGAGAGGAGGUUUGAGCUGGAGAGCCAGGAAAGACAGGUCAUAUUGGACCUGCUAAAGGAGAAGGUGCUCAAAGGAUGAGAGGAUUGAUGGGAUGGUGGAGGGGGGCAGGUGAGGGGCUGAAGGAACCCUAGGUGUAUGGUGUGGAUGUAACAUUAUAACUUCUGUCCCCUCACCCCUACCUGGGCUCGAACCAGGGACCCUCUGCACACAUCAACAACUGACACCCACGAAGCAUCGUUACCCAUCGCUCCACAAAAGCCACGGGCCUUGCAGUGCAAGGGGAACAACUACUCCAGGUCUCAGAGAGAGUGAUGUCACCCGAUUGAAACGCUAUUAGCGCGCACCACCGCUAACUAGCUAGCAAUUUCACAUCGGUUACAUGGACAUAACAUUAAGACGUUGGGAGGGUGGUACUACCUCUGGAUCGCACCCUCUGCCCCUUGUUCUACGCAAAUGGCCUUAGUGAAGGAAUCUGCUGUGACACCCAUAUAUAAGUGUGGAGAUCCAUGCCUAGCAUUGAGCUAAACUGAAUGACCGCAUUCCACAAGGACACUGACACACUGACAAAAAAAUAGGUAGCAUAUCCUCACACUGUACAUACCCACACAUUAUCUUAUUAAACAAAUCCUUUGGUGAUAGAAUAAUAAGCUGUUCGUCAAGGGUAAUUUUUGUAGUGAAAAGACAAAAUUGCCAGCAAUUCUCCCAAUGUCAAUUAACUCUUUAGUCAAUUCAUGACUUUGUGGUCAUUAUUAUGAAGCUGUUCCUGCUGAAAAUUAAAGAUAGUACUUACGUAACCUCCUAAUGAUUUUGAAACUGUAUUUGUUAAUUGAGGAAAGAGUAUAGAAAAUGUUCAUUAGGCAAGUUAGAUUUCUAGGAAAUAUGACAAAGUUGUAACAAUUUUUUAUUUUAUUUGUAUUAUAUUAAAUUAUACAUGACCU